AUGAACUUCUUUAAUGUGCAGAUAGACCCAGUCUUGGUAAGAAUAGUUGAAGGAUGGGGGAAAGGCAUGUCGGUGUAUUGGAGUUUGCUGCACGAUCUUAAUUUUGGGUAUUUAAUCUAUCUAAAGGGGGACGAGCCUUGUAGUCACAAGCCUGGCCUGGUGAAUGUUCAUCCUUCUUCUUGGGCAGUGCCUAUCUGUUUUGGAGGCCCGGCAACUGGACGGUACGUUCCACUUUGGGGUGAGAUUGAAGUGAAUGAGAAGAGAUGGGAAAUACGUGUGCUGGAUAUAAUUGGACAAUUUGCAACCUUAUCGGAGUUUUUGGUUUGGCGUGACUUCUUGCUGUGGGGGUCACAAGAAGGGAAUUUGCUUAAUCUAAGUGUUUCCUUUGUGGGGGGAGAUCCGCUGCAUAAAUUGUCUAUCUAUGAUGGGUACUUUGAUUUUGAAAAGUGGGAGCAUGGAGUUGAGCUGAAUAAUACUGAUAUGCUAGAGGCGAAUCGGAGCUUAGUAGAUCUUGCUUAUUUGUCCGACCAAUCGGUAAAGAGUAUACCUAUUCGUGAUGCAAGUCACUGUGCAAAAAGGGAGUACUACAAUCUACAGACGUACUUGAAGAGUAUUUGGUGGCAUCCAGGUAGAGAGAAGAUUACUGCUGAAGCCGGAGAUAAGGAAAUCUUUCAUGUUGUUGUUUUUGAUAAGUUCUACAAAUAUACAGGGCGUAAGCUUUCUUCAGCUGGUGAGUGUCGGUCAAUGGAAAGUAUCGACUGUCUGUGCAAGGCCUUUACUAUUGAGGACGGAUUUGUGGAUUAUGUCUAUGCUAGCCGACCAGAGGAUUACUUGAAACAAAGAAGAAAGCUUCUCACUCUACUGACUAAAAACUUCCCUCUACUGGAGAAGUACUAUGAGCUUUAUUUAAGGCGAUUCCCAAGUUUGGCCGAACGAAUAGACAAUUUCUAUCCCUUCAUGACCCGUGAUAGACAGCUGCUGGAUGAACUAGGAAAGUUUAUGCCGGAAGAGAAUAGUAUAGCCUUUAAGAUGCUAAUUAUGGCCGUUUCCGAACACCAAAUGAUUAGAUACAUUUCUGACCGAGCGGGUAUUCGCUUCUUUAUUCGAUCAUCUGCACCAAGUAACUGGCAUGCCUUAGAUAAGCACAACGGACUUUAUAUCAUUCAGCUUGACCAGGCAUACACCGUGCAUUUCCGGCCACAAACAGCCGCCGAUCUACCCGCCAUUCUCUUUGAGCUACACAAGAACCUACUCCAGCGCAACAAUGCCAUUAGCACCUGUUUAACCCCGCCAUUCAAGUACAUGGUCCAAAUGCACAUUCUAGCCAAACACAUUCUUGUCUUUGACUAUAACCAAGAGACAGCUUGUCUUCCUUCUGACUACUCUAUUCCGGCCAUGAAAACAACCAUCGGCCGGAUCUUACAAAUUGGCGAGAACCAUAAUGAAACCGAGUGCAACCCAACCCAAACUUACUUCUCAUGUUUUGCCCUAUCUCUCUUCCUUAUGUCUUAUCUCUCCUACAGCCCGCGCACUCUGCUCUUAUUCGCCCAAAAAUGGGCUACUUACAACAAAACAGAUACUAACGCCCUACGCAUAGUUCUAACCCACCUAAGAAGACUUGCACCGGCUUGCCAAGACCACUUCCCUGCGCAUCAAGUUAACUCCUAUGUCAAGCAAGUCUGGGGCAACUUACCUCUAACCCAAAAGUUCCCCAACUACUUCAAAGCCAAGCAUACUUCACUUGUUGAGAAUCUAACUAAGGAAAAGUCCCAAUUUCCUAGUGUUCUUACUUUCCUGAGUGCUACUCUAGUAAUUGCCACCGAGCACUUCUGGCCUCGUGAUAAGAUCUGGGACCGUGCAUUUAUGUGCCGUCCUGAUAUCACCCACAUUGUGCCCUGGUUCCGCAUUGUCAUCCGCUUAAUUCCUUUUGAUGUGAUUACUCUCUAUGUUCUCAAACUUCAUUUAUUCACCCGCGAUGCCUACUAUGCCGCUACUCAAAUACGCCACCCCAAAGUAGACGAAUACCGCCAGAUUUACAACCAAGCCAUCUCUACUAUCAUUGAGAAGUACGAUCCCGAAAACACUCCAGGCCCAACCGUUGAGAAUCCUAAUGCCCCGCCUAUUACUUUUGAUCAGUAUAACUCCUUAACCAAUAGUCUCAAAGCCGCUUUAGCCCAGCCUCCCAUCCGGGUUAGUAUUGGGUUUUUGGCCUUCUCCCUUCUCAAUGAGUAUCUGCUCUUCUUACUUCUCUACGAGUACCUCAAGAAGGUUUUCGUAGUUGGUAACUCAGCCCGCGCUCUAAGACCUUGUUUAUCCUUCUACGCCAACAAUUUCAAUGUCUUCCUGCUAACUCUAACGACCGGCCAACACAUCUUCUACACAGUCCAUCGCAAUGCCAUUCUUGACUCUCUCCUACGCCUCAAAUCAUGCUGUCUCAGUCUCUUCUACUACCAUGAAGAAUCAAAAGAAACCACCGGAACCAGCAUGUUCUCACCCAAAGACAUCGCCAUUCUACUUAAAGCUCUACAUUUCACCGAGUUAGUUCGGUUUGCCAAAGAAGUCCCAAUUCCUCCCUAUGCCCAAUACCCACCCUUUGACCCCUCCCAGCCCAUCGACCUAGUCAAACUCGAAAGCGAGCAAAAUACCCAUGAAGCCACUGUCUUCCUCUUCCGAGUACUAAGAUACUAUCACCCCCACGUCUUCGGCUUCCAAGAGCUCUAA
Messenger RNA from Nematocida homosporus, 2721 nucleotides. RefSeq lists its product as uncharacterized. The coding region runs from base 1 to 2721 and encodes 906 amino acids. Lineage: Eukaryota; Fungi; Microsporidia. The record is from RefSeq and is a predicted model, not a curated record. The transcript has a single exon.